GGCGGCGGGGGCGCCCCUUUUGCGCUGCCGCCGCCGCCGCUGCUGCUGCUGCCGCCGGGCGCUCGGAGCGCUUCGCGCGGCUGCCUCGCCAGUCUCUCCAGCCGCCUUUCUUCCGUCCUUCCGCCCUGACUCAGAGGCCGCUGGGGGAGGACCGAGCCGGGAGCCCCCCUUCCAUGCCACCCCCAGCCCGCUUGGUCGUAGGUGGAAUGGAACAGUCAUGAAUGGUGAUGCCCUUUGUCAAGAACCUCCCUCCCAGCUUCCUGACUGGAGGGAAUUCUGUGAGCUCCAUGCCCAGGCUGCUGCAGUGGACUUUGCUCAGAAGUUCUGCCAAUUCCUGAAGGAAAAUCCCCACUACGACACCCCUGGGGCAGAGACCUCCUUCUCUCAUCAUUUUGCAGCAAAUUUCUUGGACAUCUUCAGCCUCGAGGUCAACAGGGUGUUUGUAUCCAACUCCCCUACUAAAUAUAACAUUGUGCCAUUUGUGGGCCUUCAGAACUGCCACAUGCCUUAUGGACGGGAUCUCUUGCCAAGGAAAGAACAGACUUCCGUGGAAUCUCUAGAUAGUAUGGACCACACACUCACCUCCACCAGGUAUUUAAGUCAAACUCAACAGGUUCAGGCAAGAAAAGUCUCCUCCUAUGGCCAGUCCCGAAGCUCAGAAGAUGUCUCUGUUCACAGUACCUCUAAGACAAAAUUCAAGAAAGGUUUUUCUCUGAGGAACAUGAGCUUGUGUGUGGUGGAUGGCAUGAAGGAGAUGUGGCAUCGGCGGUCUUCUCCAGAGCCAGGCGCAGAAGCCAUGCAAAACAAACAGUCUGACAGGGAACACUGUCCUCCUGGUAGCAAAGAACAUAGUGAUUCCAGAGAGAAAUGGACCCACAAGCUCUGGCUUUCAAAGGGGCAAUCUUCUAAAGUGGAUUUAGUGGACAUUCAGAGAGAGGGAACCCUCCGCUACAUGGUUGCUGAUGAUACAAACUGUGUGGGUAGCUCUCAGUGGCAAAAGUGCCGUUUGCUGCUAAGGAAAGCAAUAAAGAUAGAGGGGGAAAGGUUCCUUCUAGAGUUCUACGUUCCUCCUAAGGCUUCCAAAGCAAAGGUCAGCAUACCUCUCUCUGCUAUUAUUGAGGUCCGCACAACCAUGCCGUUGGAGAUGCCAGACAAGGACAACACCUUUGUGCUGAAGGUAGAAAAUGGUGCUGAAUAUAUCCUUGAAACAAUUGAUUCGUUGCAGAAACAUUCCUGGGUGGCGGACAUACAAGACUGCAUAGAUCCUGGUGCUCAGCAUACAGCUGCAGAAACUCACUGGUGCAGCAUCACCCCCUGUCCAAAUGCCCACUCUUCUCUUCUUUCCAGGGACAGUGGUGAUGACAUUGAACUCUCUUCCUGCACCCAAGGAGCAUGCCUGCCCAGCAGAGUGUCAUCUUGUAGCUGUGAGUUCCUGGCUGAUGAUGUGACCCGGUGUCAGGAUAGAUGUGCUGGCUCGACUGCCUCAGAUAGCAUAUCAAAUGCUGCCACAAUUGUCACAGCACCACAUGGCAGGAUCUCUGCAGGGGAAUAUAGAGCACAUGUGCCACUAGAGAACUUUUUGCAGACACUGGAGUCUCCAGCCAACAGCAGUCACACAGCAGGAGACGAAAGUGAGCUGGAAACAGAAAUCAAUCUCAUGGAGUUCCCUUGGUUCCAUGGGACGCUAUCACGGGUCAAAGCAGCCCAGCUAGUUCUCUUUGGUGGAGCCAAAAGCCAUGGAUUGUUUGUCAUUCGGCAGAGUGAAACCCGGCCCGGUGAAUAUGUGCUGACCUUUAACUUCCAGGGAAAAGCCAAGCACCUGCGUUUGUCCUUAAAUGAAAAUGGUCAAUGUCACGUCCAACAUCUUUGGUUCCAGAGCAUUUUUGAUAUGCUGCGGCAUUUUCAUAUGCACCCCAUCCCUCUGGAGUCAGGUGGUUCUGCUGACAUAACCCUCCGCAGCUAUGUAAUGGCCCAGAGUCCAUUGCCAGAGCUCACCCCAUCUCCAGCUGUGGCUUCCCAGCAGCCCGCUUGCAGAAAUGACCUCCAGUCUCAACAUUAUUUUUCCAGCUUUGUUCCAGUCACUUUUCAGCCAGCAUCUCCAUCAGAGGGCACUACAUCUUCCUCUUCUUCCUCAGCCAGCCAUUCACUUUACCAUAGGAUGGAAGGGACCCUGAGUGCCCGAAGCCGAAGUAACAGCACAGAGCGGUUGUUCGAUUCGGCUGCUGUUGGCACAGAAGAUUACCAUGAAAGUGAAGGUUCACGCAACAGAACCAGAGCAGUUGAAAACCAAUACUCUUUCUACUGACUUUGCUGAUUGAGUGGUUUUCAGUGCAUCCCUCUCAUUUGGAUCAGUAGUUUUGGAGAAGAGAAUUGAGAAGCUUGUUGAGGUCACCUCCUUGUUGGCUACUUCCAUAUUGCAUUUAUUAUUGCUUUUCUCCAGGCCUGUGAAUAUGUGUAUAAUACCUCCUUGCAUUCUUUCACAGUAGAAAGUAAAGAUAGUUCUUUCUGUUCCUGAGGAGGUACAGUGGUGGUAGACUUCACACAGCUACAGAACUUCAGAGUGAAACACAAUCUUUCUCUUUUACUUUCUUUUUGGGUCCAGGAGCACAAUCCAGAAUUAUGGAGAAAAAUCUGCAUCUCUAUGGAGUGAGGUUAUUAUGCCUGUUUGUUUCUAUCCUGGCUGUCUGAUUUGGAUGAAAUCAGAAAGUUAGAAUCAGGAAGUGGUAAUUUAAAAAGUGAAUUGAAGCUGGGCAAUCUAGUAGCUGAUUGUUGCUAAAAGUUCAUAUUGCCCUUUAAUCAGCAAUGUCAAGGUUUGUACUUAGAGGCCAAUGCUGGAAACACUAGCAAAGUGAUGUUUUGUAUGCAUCCUCCCUGUAAAUUGAUUUAUUUGUUCAUCUUUUAACUGUACACUCACCCCAUAUUUUACAUCCUUGGAAACAAAAUGGUAAGUGUCUGGAGUGCAGUUAUGUAAGUUGCAUACAUAAGAAGCUGCCUAACUUGCUGUGAGAACACAGGUCCAUCCAGCCCAAAUGUAUGAAAUGUCACACCUCUCCAAAAAUCAGCACCAACUAUUGCCUUUCAGUGUUGAUGGACCACAGUCAGUAUCUUGACUCCACUUCAGAUAGUUUAGCUGUUCUUAUUUUGUACCACUGUGCUUCACAAGACAUGUCACAAUGCUUUUUCCACCAAACUAAUUCCAAUUAAUAUUGAUUGGUAGAAAGAGGAUCUGAAGGCUUCCAGCUUUACAGUUGGUGCAGAUUUUAUUUUUGGACAGAUACAAUCAAUUAGUGGAUGUAACACCACAUGUUCUGAAAGUUGGUUUAUAAGUUUCUAUUUGCUGAUAGCUAUCUAGCAUUUGCAUUAAAUAUGAUUUACAAGAAUGAAUCUUUGUUACAACCAUAUUGAGAAUGGGCAGCUUCUCAUUUGUGACAUGUAACUUCCUUUUAGUAAAUCCUCUAUUUUUGGAAAGCAUUUAGUUUCAACUUAAUUUGAGUAGCUUUCAUUAUUGGAUUUUCCAUGUGAUUUGAAGAAAAAUAUAAUAUUAGUAAGUGCAUAAUGUUGCCUUUUAAUUUUAAUUUGGCAUUACCACUCCUUCCUCAAUGAAAUGGCAAUUGUUUCAAUUAAAGAAGAACCCCUAAAUAUCCUUUGAACUGAAAAAAAAGUCUGAGUUUACAUAAAAAAACUUUGAAAUAUAUUCUUCAAAGUAAGUAGUGGCAUGGAGCACUGGAAUUCUGUGAACUGAGAGCCCUAGGAAAAGUUUUAUUUGAUAUUUUAGAUAUUUUGGAAACCUCUGAUAUAGUGUAUUCCAUCACUUAAUCUAAGAAAAUAAAACUUGCUUGUAACAAAGAGAUAGAAAAAUGUAGCCAUUUUCCAAUAAAUCUGUAGUUGGCUAGUUUGCAGAAUUUUCCUUAUUGAUUUACAUUAAAAUGAUUACAUAGUUCUGUAUUAAGACAACACUUCAAUAUCAAAGUCACUAAAGUACUAGUAAAGAAAGUUGAAAGCAAGCAAAAUUUAAUCUGAAAUAAUAGCCGUUAUUAUUUUAUAAAAUACAUAUAAACCAGAAUAGCUGUGAAUCCACUGAGUUGCAAGGGAUUAGAGAUUGGUGAUGGGGAGGAAAUCACUAUGCUGUCCUAAGACCUGUGCUUAACACUGAAAUUCAAAUCAAACCACAGUACUGUAUUAAAUUCAAAACACAACUAGUGCAAUGCUACCCAUUUUGGCUAAGUACUAUAUUCAGUAGAUCUUAUGGACUGCAGACUAAGCCACUGUUAGUAGUUCACAAGUUAAAGAUGGAAGAGAUGCAGCCUAAGGCUGCUAGACCUAAUUACAAAGCUAGUGACGUUAUGCCCUGAAUGCUCAAGCAGAGUUGUCAUUGGCAAAUGACUAGAGAUAAAAAAAUAGAUGUGCCCAGACAUACAUGUGUUAGUUGCAGGCUCAUUGCUUUUGCAGAGGUGUUGUGAACUGCCCAGAGUUUCACCCUGGGACCACGCCUCAAUUUUCCAGUAUAAAAAAUAUCUGGUGAACCUCCAUAAUACAGUACCUUAGAUCAAUUUGGAUAUUUAAAGCAUUACCGUAAGUUCAAAGCAUACAGCCAUGGCUAUAUAUGUAUGUUGUGGGUUUUUUCAGAUUGGUUUUACAUUUGUAUGCUGCCCAUCAUGAGUUGGGCACCCUUAUACAUCCUUUAAUUAAUUAAUUAAAUAAAAGUAAUUGUAAAAAAAAUAAUGUUAAAAAAAUUCUAGGUGAAAGGAAUAAAUUGCUACAAAAAAAUAAGGUUCCUAUACAUCUGUGAAAGCAUUUUUAUGUAACAAUAAACCAGAAUUGCUGGGUUAUCCAGAUUUAAUGUGAAAGAACAAUGUGGUAAUGCUUGGAAUUCACUUUUUUCUGCUUUAUUCUUCUUCCCCCCGAGCUAUGACUAAUAUCUAAUUCUUGGGUUAUAAACCAAUAAUAAAUCAAGAUUUUUGCAGAGUGUAACAGAGCUGGUAUUGAAUUAAAUAUGAAAUAAAGGAGAAAAAGAAAAAGGGAUUGAAUCAGAAAAAGAAAAAAAAUACUAAAAUAUUAAUAUUACUUUAAACUUUAUUAUCAAUGUUAGAUUAACAGUUCCAAUAAAGAGACUGUGUUGAAAUAAAUUUUCGGAUGAUUUAAGGAUUAAUAAAGAUUUAUUUUAAAUGGUACAAAAUUGUUAGUUAUCAGGUGAUGACUGUUGAGCAUUUAAUUAAGUUAGGUAUUAUUAAAAUGAUUGUUUAAUCAAACAAAGCAACAACUUAAAAUCCGAAACAAAAGUGGGGAACCCAGUCUUUCCAGGUGUUGCUAAUUUAUAACUCCCAGCAUCUCUAAGCCAGCAUUGUCAAUAGUGAGUAUAAGGGCUGAAGCUGGCAGGGCAGGAACCAACAUUUCUGAAACUAUACAAAAUAAUCUAAACAUUGAGAAGAUAGUUUCCAUGCUCAAAGUGGAAGACAGAAAGAAAAGGCCUAGAGCUAGAAGUAGGCAGAGAGAAAGAAAGGGAGAGUGCUUGAUUUUGUGUUCUGCCAUAGGCAGAGCUUCAUAUAUAUGGUUUGUUUCUUGUCUGUAAUAAAGCAACCAAUCUAGUUUGUGAGCUUCAGUUGUUAGCAGGUUCCUGAGAAUGGGGUUAAGUAUUUGGAGAGCUGAGAUUUAUUGCUGAAUCUGGCAUGAAAUCAGACAGUGAAGGAUGUUAGGAAUUUUAAUUCAGUAGUAUCUGGAAGGCUAUAGGUUCUGCAACUCUGGCCUAAAAUAAACCAAAUUCAUUUUAUUUUGGACACUAUUCUCUGUUUCUUAGCUUUUGGCUUCAUAAGGAAACUUGGAAAAAAUUAUUUGCUAUGAGCAGUUAGAAUGCAUGGAUGGGUAAGUGUAUGUCUCUUUUAAAGAAACUGAUAAAGACAAAUGAUGCUUCUUGAGCAACACAAUACUGAAAAAAUGCUGUCAUGAUUUUCAGAGCAAAACCCAUAUUUUUCCCUCUAAAUAAAAGUAUUAUAGACUCAUACAUGGAACAUGAUAUAACACAAGGGAAAUUUUUGAACACAGGCUUACUUUUCAGAUUCUUUUUUCAUUAAAUAAAUGUGUGCUCAAGGAAGCAAUGAUUACCUUCAUAGACACCGUGAUUACAUUAUUCAUGUCAUUUGUGUGAUGAUCUCAUGACACACGUGAUGUUAUUGAGGCUCGUACCAAACAUCUAUGUUCUCCAUAAUGAAGAAUCAUUUGGUGGUAUUAACCAGGUAACAAGAAAGUUACAGAAUUUUAUCAUUUUAAUUUUUUCUGUGCCAAUUGAAACAAUGGGGGGAAAGGGCUCCAAAAGCUGCAAACUGAAUGUUAAUUUGUAAAUACAAUUUUUUAAAAACUGUGAAAAAGUUUUAAUGUGCAGUAGAAUAAAUUUUAUUUACAAACUUGUAAAGGAUCUGGAAAAA
Molecule: messenger RNA, 6419 nt
Organism: Python bivittatus (Burmese python)
Lineage: Eukaryota; Metazoa; Chordata; Lepidosauria; Squamata; Pythonidae
Gene: SH2B2
Product: SH2B adaptor protein 2
Biological process (GO): antigen receptor-mediated signaling pathway; intracellular signal transduction
Cellular component (GO): plasma membrane
Molecular function (GO): transmembrane receptor protein tyrosine kinase adaptor activity
Source: RefSeq, a predicted model, not a curated record